AUGGAGCAACCUCAUCCAAAACGACUUCGUACUGAUGGAUCUGAAAGUCUGGGAGCUGGAAGCCAGACAAAAGAAGAUGGAAGAAAGGAGGCCAAUAUACCCACAUUCGACCUCCAAACCACGGAUGCCGAUAAUGGUACUACAACUGAUGCCAACAAGAUUCUGGAAGCCUAUCAUGUUUAUCAGGCGGUUCAUUUCAAGGGAUGGAAUAAUCGCAGCGUCAAGAAGAAAGAAGAGCAGUUGUCAUGGAAAGAUAUUGGAUCAAUCUACCAAAGCUUGAAUGCUCAAGACAAAGAAUCAUGGUGCAUUGAGAAUCAGCAACUACAAGACAACAACACCGAAGAUUUGUUAAAGCCUCGUACGUUUUUGGCGCCAAGAAUCGUUCCCAGCUUUAGUGCUUAUUGCAGCUUUUUGGUUCAAAAGGACAAGGAUUCCUAUCAAGCGCUGCUAGAGAGAUUACCCGUGGCAAACUUUGCAUCCAAAGUACCACCAAUCAACGACCAGUCAUGGAGCUAUGAACCCUGUGUAUGGAUAUUUUUUGGUCGCAAUCCAAUAAACACUACUAGCAACAACAACACGCCAACAGGAGAGCCACUCGAGGGGAGAGGGCUUCACACGGACAGUGUCAGUCAUGACGGAACAUGGCAUUUUCAGCUUUCGGGGCAGAAGGAUUGGUUCCUGUCACCUUCCUGUGAUUUAGUUCGGCAUUGGCAGGAGGAACAGCAACAAUCCACAAAAAUUCCCCCCAGUUGGGAUGAGUCCACCAAACUACAUGUACCCUGUCAAGAGGGCGAUAUUCUCAUGGUCAAUACCAGGUUGUGGUUUCAUCGAACUGUCAUUCCGUCCCAACAGAAUCCAUCUGUCUCGUAUGCCAGAGACUUUCGAAUGACCACCAAGGACGCUACCGCUAGUAGUGAGGAGGAGGGCUGCGGGGCCAUGUCAAACCUGGAUGGGCUCUAUGCUCGCAGUGAGAUUGAAGCAGGAACCAUCAUCUUCUCCGAAAAGGACAUGCCCGAUUGUGAAUUGCAUCGGUCCAAGGAUAACCCCAACUGCGAAGUUGUGGAAUUGGAAGAUGGCACCAGUGCGGUCGUGUCGAGGCGAACUAUUGUCUGCGGCGAGUUCUUUUGUGUCGCCGAAUCAUCGGAUGAAGAAGAAGAUGUAGAAGGGGAAUUCGAGGAAGAAGAAUUCGAGGAGGAUGAAUAG
Messenger RNA from Seminavis robusta, 1203 nucleotides. Lineage: Eukaryota; Bacillariophyta; Bacillariophyceae; Naviculales; Naviculaceae. The record is from the annotation of a GenBank genome assembly.